UUUGUCCAGCGCAGUCGCGCGAGCAAGGCCAGUGGGGGCGUGCGGUUUGCGCCGCCACAGGGGAGGCCGCGCGGGCAGGCCCAGGGCCGCCUCGAGGAGCACACGGGAGCCGCAAGGGGGAGCGGGGGCAGCGGCGCAGCCGCACCGGCAUGGCAGGAGGCCUGUUGCUUGACAAACGCCUGGCGCGGCCUUCUCUUUGCACAGACGCCCGAUGUGAGCUGUGCGUGCAAGUUUGCAGCUGCAUAUGGUAGGAAACUUCCCCCCCAUCCCCCUAUCACCUCCCUCUGCGCGAGGCUGAUGGUGGGUGUCUACUUGGGUGCUCGCUCACUUGCCCACCUCCAUGCGAGCGGCCUGGCGCGCGGCGUUGGCGGCAGCUGCGUUUCCGGCGUCCUUGGCGCCCUUGACCCCCGCAGACGGCUUGGUCCUGAGCUGGAAGAGCGCGGUCGAGCCAGGGCUGGGAGAGCACGAGGGCGGGGGCAAGUUCAGCAGGUCCACCUCGCGCUGCGUGUUGCCCACGUGGAAUAGACAGGAGGGGAGGAUGACGGCACUGUUGUCGGUGCCACCGCUCAUUGCUCGGUUGCCUUGUGAUGACCAAGAGAGCCCCCCAAAAAUAUUCACACGAAGAUCAAUCCUGUGCGCCCUUGAGCCCGACGCAAUUAAAUAACGAAUGUUGCAUGCAAGCAAUUCAGGUCAGGAUGGCAGAAGACCGCAAGGUGGGAGAGAUAGAGAGAGAGGCAUACAACCAAUCCGCUCCAAGCCUCAAAUUUCAAAACGUCAAGAGUGGAGAUACGCGCGACCCCCCGGAGACAACUUGCUCGCCUCAGCGUCCCCCAACCGAGUUCCCUCAGCGUCUUCGUGGUCAAGGCCAUGUAGAAUC
Molecule: messenger RNA, 877 nt
Organism: Prorocentrum cordatum
Lineage: Eukaryota; Dinophyceae; Prorocentrales; Prorocentraceae
Source: the annotation of a GenBank genome assembly